This is a messenger RNA of Aspergillus versicolor CBS 583.65, 1758 nucleotides long. RefSeq lists its product as uncharacterized. Gene Ontology annotation, cellular component: membrane. The record is from RefSeq and is a predicted model, not a curated record. Gene Ontology annotation, molecular function: amino acid transmembrane transporter activity. The transcript has 17 exons. Gene Ontology annotation, biological process: amino acid transmembrane transport. Bases 1 to 1701 code for a protein of 566 amino acids. Lineage: Eukaryota; Fungi; Ascomycota; Eurotiomycetes; Eurotiales; Aspergillaceae.
AUGGAGAACUCCGCGAUUCCCAGCAGUGGCGCGCAGUCGCCCAAAAAAGAGAACUCGAUGCCGAGAGCAGACUCUGUUGAUAUUGGACAGGUGUCUUUUGAACCCGAGAGCCCCGAAGAGCCAUCCAAGUCCGGCGAGACAGAGCUGAGCGCAGCCAUCAGGGAAGCCGUGAACCACCGUCGACUAAAUCCGAGGCAGAUCCAACUUACUGCGAUUGCUGGAUCCAUUGGAGCCGCUCUCUUCGUUGGAAUAGGCUCUGGGGUAAUGUCCGGCCCGCUCUGUCUUUUUCUCGGCUUUGUAUUCUGGGCUUCUGUUGUAUUCUCUGUGGCUCAGUGCCAGACUGAGAUUGUCAGCUUGCUUCCGCUAGACGGGGCCUUUAUCCGUCUAGCAGGUCGAAUGGUUGACCCUGCGCUCGGGGUGGCGGUUGGUUAUAAUCACUUUUUUGCGCAGACAUCCUUUGUCAUUUUCGAGGCCACGGUUAUCAACACGCUUGUUGAAUACUGGGGAUAUAACCAGUCACCUGCCAUUUUAAUAUCAAUCUCACUCGUUCUUUAUCUGGCGAUCAAUGUAUACCGAGCUGACCUGUUCGGAGAAGCUGAGUUCUGGCUCGCCUUGGGCAAAGUCUUAUUAGCUACUGGUCUCAUCGUAUACACCAUCGUGGUAAUGCUUGGAGGGAACCCUAUGCACGAUCGAUUCGGUUUCCGCUACUGGAGAGACCCUGGACCAUGGGCCGGUGCCGACCCCUCAAACCGUCUGAUGUCGUUUGUAAAUGCGGUUAGCGUCGCUGCGUUCUGCAUGGGGGGGCCAGAGUACAUCUCAAUGAUCGCUGGAGAAUCAAGAGAUCCCCGUCGCACCGUACCACGGGCAUUCAGCACUAUCAUGACUCGUCUUAUUGUCUUCUUUAUCGGUGGCUGUCUUUGCGUUGGAAUUCUAGUUCCAUAUGACGAUCAGAUUCUCACAAACGGCUCAGAUAGCUAUGCCGGCGGAUCCCCAUAUGUAAUCUCGAUGCAACGCCUACAAAUCCCAGUCCUGCCGUCGAUCGUCAACGCCGCGUUGCUUACAACAAUUAUCUCGGCUGGAAAUGCGUAUACAUUCAACGCUUCGCGGAGUCUACAUGCCCUUGCUUUAGACGGACGAGCACCGAAGUUCCUUCGACGGUUGAAUAAAAGGGGCGUGCCGUACAUGGCUGUCAUUGUAGUCAUGCUACUUAGUUGCCUCGCAUAUCUCGCUCUAGGCUCCAGUAGUGCUAAAGUGCUGAAUUGGAUUCUGAAUUUCUGUACUGCUGCUACUAUGUUCAACUGGACCGUCAUAUCCUUUACGUGGAUCCGAUUCAACGCAGCGCUUAAAGCACAAGGAAUCGACAGAAAUACCUUUCUACCUAGUGUCUCAAAGCUCCAGCCCUACGCAGGCUACUGGGCGUUUUUCUGGGCAUUUAUAUUUCUCUGGAUUCAAGGAUACGCCGUCUUCGUCAAUGGCAAUUGGGAAGUAUCAACUUUUAUCUUCAAUUAUGGGAUUAUUGCCCUCGCCAGUGUAAUUGGCAUUGGCUGGAAGGUCUUCAAGCGUACGCCUUUCCACAGGAGCAAGGAUGUUGAUCUGAGCUCGGGGUUGGAAUUCUUUGAUUCUUUGACAGAGCAUUAUCAACAAGAGCGCGAGUCUGUGCCUAUCACUACGAAGGAUAGGAUUAUGGCGAAGAUUUUCUAGUUGGCAGUCUUGUCCAUAAGAGCAGGGUGGUCGUCUUCUGGUUCUUGAGAUUUUCUU